Pseudocercospora fijiensis CIRAD86 is the source of this 1008-nucleotide messenger RNA. RefSeq lists its product as uncharacterized. Lineage: Eukaryota; Fungi; Ascomycota; Dothideomycetes; Mycosphaerellales; Mycosphaerellaceae. Bases 1 to 1008 code for a protein of 335 amino acids. The transcript has 13 exons. The record is from RefSeq and is a predicted model, not a curated record.
AUGCUAGGCAGUGUGCAGGCACGCGACCUCUGGAGUCUGGAGCAAGCACCAACAACGCGUGGAGACCAGCUGUUCAAGUUGACUGAACGCUAUGGCUGGUGCUGGUUGGCUAGGCUACAGUCACAAGCGACACCCGAGAUGUGCCAGCCUGUCACUGUCCCGAGCCCGCCCAAUCAUGAAUUCUCGGAGACGCCUACAGUGGACUUUGCACCUUUGUUCAACCCGGCUGAAUCAUCAAAUACCGCCAGUGGCCGCGAAACCGGCGAAACCGAAUUCGGCAGCUCAGCAAUUCUGCUUGUGCAUGGCCUGAGGCCCGGCGGCGGAAAGACGCGUAAACCAGGCCCACGACGGACCGAAUCUUGGACAAAUUUGAAAUCUCGCUCGAAGCUCCAUUGCUGUGGCGCAGCCUCUCUGAGUAUGUCAUUUGUACCUGCUCAUUGGUCACAAGCAUCAGAGACAAAAGAACCAUUGGAGAAACAACUUGAAGCAGCCACGGUCAGGCCGAGAUCAACUGUGGCUGCUAUCCGGCAUCAGAUGUUUUCCUUGCGCGCUCUCCAUGGACAGUCUCGCUGUACCGUACUGCUCCCACCGAAUCACACUGCAUUGCGUGUACAAGCCCUACCAAAUCCCAGCAUGAACCUUCCUACUUCGUUUCGAGUCCUUGGCUUCUCGGCUGAUAUGUAUGGAGCGAAACGAGAUCUUCCGCUACAAGACGAGGAACCGGCACGGGAGAUUCGGAAGACGUAUACUGACAGCAGUCGCGAGAAUAGCAUCAUAGUAUCACGACUUGACAUGGAUCUUCUCCCAACAACGAUUUACAGUAUGUACAACAUUCCAUUGAUAGAAACAAUGUACACCAGAACAAGCACACCUUGCACGAAGUCUUUCGCUUGCCUCAUCAAUUGCGACGAUGAGGUGAAUGCGUCGCUACACGCGCUGCGUUACAACGUCGCACGUCUCAACGAAGAUAAUAAACUUUGGGCCCGUUACGUUGCCCUGUUUUCGUAG